Parus major (Great Tit) is the source of this 2735-nucleotide messenger RNA. It is a transcript of the gene STAT6, whose product is annotated as signal transducer and activator of transcription 6. The record is from RefSeq and is a predicted model, not a curated record. Gene Ontology annotation, molecular function: RNA polymerase II cis-regulatory region sequence-specific DNA binding; DNA-binding transcription factor activity, RNA polymerase II-specific. The coding region runs from base 195 to 2735 and encodes 846 amino acids. NCBI's taxonomy places the organism in Eukaryota, Metazoa, Chordata, Aves, Passeriformes, Paridae. The transcript has 20 exons. Gene Ontology annotation, biological process: cell surface receptor signaling pathway via JAK-STAT; regulation of cell population proliferation; growth hormone receptor signaling pathway via JAK-STAT.
CUGCCCGCGGGGGCUCGGGCCGUGCCGCGGCUCCGCGCCCGCCCGUUCGCCUCAGGGCCCUGAGGGCCAGGCCCGGGGGUCCCGCCGGUGCCCCGGCCCCUCGGCUGGGCCGUCAGACGCCAGGAUCCGCCGCGGGAUCGGGCCUUGGCCCCGGGCGGGGCCGGCGGAACCGGCAGCGAGGUGACUGUUCCAAGAUGUCCCUCUGGAACCUGGUGUCCCACAUGCCACCGGAGGAGUUCAGCAGCCUCUCCGCGGAGUUUCCCCGGAGUCUGCGCUGUCUCCUGGCCGAGUGGCUGGAGAACCAGCCCUGGGAGUUCAUCAAUGGCUCAGACGCCUUCUGCAGCAGCAUGGCCAGCAGGCUGCUCUCGGCCAUGCUGGAGAAGCUCCGCAGUGCUGCCGGCAGCGAUGGGCAGCAGAGCCAGAUCCUGCAGCAAGUCAGCAGCAUCGAGAACACCUUCCGUCGGGACCCUCUGCGGCUGGUGGCCGUCGUGAGAGCCAUCCUGGAGGGUGAGAAGGCGGCCGUGCUCAAACGGGACCACCACCUGCCCCUCAGCUUCCACCGGCAGCAGGAGGAGCUGAAGUUCAGCCUGGGGCUGCAGCGGCUGCAGCACCGAGUCCGUGAGAUCCAGGCGCUCUGCAACGAGGGGCCAGGGCGGGACGGGGCCGUGCAGGGCCCCAUGGCCCCCAGGGAACUGCCCACCCUCAUCCUGGAGGCUGUGAAGGAGCUGGAGGCGGCCAAACAGCAGGUGCUGAAGAGGAUCCAGAUCUGGAAGAGACAACAGCAGCUGGCAGGGAACGGGGCCAUCUUUGAGGAGAAUCUGGCGCCGCUGCAGAAGAGGUGUGAGAGCCUGGUCGAGAUUUACUUCCAGCUGCAGAAGCAGGUGAUGGCAAUGAGCACCGAGCCUGACCUGCUGCCGCGGCUCCUGGAGCGCCUCAACGAGGUGUUGUCCAGCCUGGUCAAGAGCUCCUUCCUGGUGGAGAAGCAGCCCCCACAGGUGCUGAAGACCCAGACCAAGUUCCAGGCAAACGUGCGGUUCCUGCUGGGCCCGCGGCUGCUGAAGGCAGCACCCAAGCCCUACGUGGUGAGGGCUGACAUGGUGACAGAGAAGCAGGCACGGGAGCUGGAGCUCAGCAACUACAGCAACACCCUCAGUGAGAGCACGGGGGAGAUCGUGCACAACACGGUGGCCCUGGAGACCAACCCCACCAGCGGGACCUGCUGCGCCAACUUCAAGAACGUGCUGCUGAAGAAGAUCAAGCGCUGUGAGCGGAAGGGCUCUGAGUCGGUGACAGAGGAGAAAUGCGCCGUCCUGUUCAGCACCAACAUCGCCUUGACCCACAGCAACGUCUCCAUCCACCUCCAGGUCCUGUCUCUGCCCAUCGUGGUCAUCGUCCACGGGAACCAGGACAACAACGCCAAAGCCACGGUGCUGUGGGACAACGCCUUCUCUGACAUUGAGCGGGUGCCCUUCGUGGUGGCCGAUCGAGUGCCCUGGGACAAGAUGUGUGACACCCUGAACCUGAAGUUCAUGGCAGAGGUGCAGACCACCAAGGGGCUCCUCAAGGAGCACUACUUCUUCCUGGCCCAGAAGAUCUUCAAUGACCACAGUGCCAGCCCUGAGGACUUCCAGGGCCGCCAGGUCUCCUGGGCCCAGUUCAACAAGGAGAUCCUCCCUGGCCGGGGAUUCACCUUCUGGCAGUGGUUUGAUGGAGUCCUGGACCUCACCAAGAGAUGCCUCAAAAGUUACUGGUCAGACAGGCUCAUCAUGGGCUUCAUCAGCAAGCAGUACGUGUGCAAACUGCUGAGCAUGGAGCCGGACGGGACCUUCCUGCUCCGCUUCAGCGACUCCGAGAUCGGGGGCGUCACCAUCGCUUACGUCAUCCGGGGCAAGGACGGCUCCAGCCAGGUGGAAAACAUCCAGCCCUUCUCUGCCAAGGACCUGUCCAUCCGCUGCCUCGGCGACCGGAUCCGGGACCUGGGGCAGCUCCGUAACCUGUACCCCAACAUCCCCAAGGACCAGGCGUUUGGGAGUCACUACAACAAAGAGCAGACAGGCAAGGACGGCCGGGGCUAUGUCUCCACUGCCAUCAAGAUGACCGUGGAAAGAGAAAGGGACCAGCAGCCUCCAAGCACCGUGGGGGCCCCUCCCGAGGCUCCCCAGGCACCGAUGUUCAACCUGCCCGUGCUGCAGCACGAGCUGCGCCCCGAGAGUCUGCAGCCACUGCUGGCCCCCAUCUGCCCCCCCACUCCGUUCUGCCCCCAGCCCAUCCCCACGGGCUACCCCGCUGUUGAGAGCAAUAUCAUGAUGGUCCCCAACAGGCUCACCUCCCCGUUCCACAGCCCAUCACCCAUGGUCUCGCCUCCCUCGCUGUCCCACUGCCAGGACCCUGCCUUCAGGCCCUCCGGACCCUUCAUGCCCAACCAGUACAUGCCUGGGGAGGUCUCGCAGCUGCUGCCCGCGGGUCCCUCUGCGGAGCCGCAGGACGAGGAGAUGCCCGAGCUGCCCCCGUUCCAGGCCGUGGAGGAUGCCUCGCUGCAGAGCCCCCCGCGGUGGAUGUCACCCGGCAUGGAGCAGUCAUCAGCCUCGGAGUUGGAGCAGCUCCUGCAGGAGGUGCCCCUGUUGCCCCCCUUCGCGCCCCUCCCGCAGCACAGCGGGUACCCCAAUUCCAGCCUGUCCUCCUGGGGGCUGGGGGAGGCGCGGUGGGAUGACAGCAUCCGGCCGGGACACGCGUGA